AUGAAUUUGUUAAAGUUUUCUAAAAACCCAACGUCCGUGACAGAAGAUAACAUAAGUAAAAUUUUGUCGUCAUUGGAAGUUCUUCUGUGUUUUAUCACACGUACGAAAGUUAGAGAUGAGAAUAAAUCCAUUAAAGAUUAUGUUUUACAGUGGAAGAAAUUAUCGUCAUUAUAUAAACGUGAAGGAUUUUCUAAAGUUUUAAAUAUUGAUCUACGACUUAAACAUAUAGUGUCCUUAUACGAACUUGUUGAAGAGCAAGUUGCUGAUGCUAAAAUUGAGUAUAUUCAUAAAAAGUAUAAGAAAACCCUUUCAACAGAUAUGAAGACUGAAAUUCUUGAAUCUAUAUAUUUUGAACAACAAACUACAACGAAAAAAGUUAUACCAGCAGAAGCGUUCGCUUUAGCUUUAAAAAGAUUCAUGUUACGAUUUUUAACUUUAGAAAGUCAAGAAGAGAGAGAUGGAAUCGUUACAUAUUUAUUUACAGGAUAG
Molecule: messenger RNA, 489 nt
Organism: Rhizophagus irregularis DAOM 181602=DAOM 197198
Lineage: Eukaryota; Fungi; Glomeromycota; Glomeromycetes; Glomerales; Glomeraceae
Source: RefSeq, a predicted model, not a curated record